UACACAUACAUUGUCGGGGGGAGGCUACAAUGGGCGUUGCCUUUUUUACAUCAGCUCAUGAAAGCAAGCUGAGGCUGACUGAAUGCGGAACCUUUGUUACACUGAAUGUUAGAGCCGGACGUUAAUAGGUGAUGCACCACAGUGACAGGCAGCAGUAUGGAGGAACAGGAGAUGCAAAUAAAGGUAAAGAAAGUAACAGAUAAGUUCACUGAAAGCAUGUAUGUUCUUGCUAAUGAGCCCUCUGUGGCAUUAUACCGCCUUCAGGAGCAUGUCCGCAGAUCUCUGCCGGAACUAGCUCAGCACAAAGCUGAUAUGCAGAACUGGGAAGAACAGAGUCAAGGGUCAAUAUACACCGUGGAAUAUGCCUGCAGUGCCGUAAGGAGUAUGACAUUCAGCAGUGUUCACUUCAAGAGCAUUGAUGGGCUUCUUAAACAAGCUAUCAACCUGAAGCAUCAGCUAAACGCAGUUCAUAGUCGACGGUAGCCCCUGGCAGAGACUUUUGAGGACAUUAUUCCUAUGGCUUGCACCUUUUAUUUUUAGAUAUGUUGAACUGAACAAACUGGGGAAGGGAAAAUUCUCCUCUAUAGAAUUGUCAUAUGAAGAAUAUCUUGCUGCUGUUAUGAUCAGCAUAUCAUAGAAGCUAUAGGAAAUCUAAAGCAGCAGAAAAACAAAGAUUUGGGAAAUUGUAUAGAGAAACACUUCAUGUAGAUUGUGGGGGAUUCUAAUAUUGUAUAUUGUAAAAAAAAAGCACAUACAUUAGUGGACAAGUCUUGUUGAUUUACAACUUGACAACAGUAAAGAAUGGCAUCUAGAGAAGAAAGAUAUUUUGCUAGAAAGUACUAAGAUUGGCUUAACAUUGUAGUAGUGCAGUAACCCACAACAAAUAUGCUAACUUUUCAUUUGAUCUUUGUAAUAAAAGCAAGUGUCCAAAUUAUCAUGGAUGAAUGCCUUGGUGCAGUAUAUUAAAGUUUUGUUAGUAUGUAAGAAGCAAUCACAUUUAUCUUUGACAAGUCUGUUACAAGUUAGAAAACAAAAGCAAAGAUCUUAUUCGUUGCUAUAGGUAACUUUGCUGGUGCAAUUUAGCAUCUACUGUAUGUCCAUAAAUCACCCCCAAGGUCUUCCAUAGCAAAUGUUUAGCAUAUAUGUAAUGCCUCCAAGUUAUAUGAUGCUUUUUACUAAAUAUGUGACUUUUGUUCAUGUUUCAACAUGUUUGAAUAUACUUAAUUGUAUUCUUUCUUUUUCUGCUACUAUUAGCUUAUUAUUAGGCCACAUUAUUUCUACAAAGUCUUGUAUACUUUGAACCACUGUGAGUUUCCUUAAAACUGAAGGACAGAAAUGUUCUUUAGGUUAAAGAGGUUUGUAUAUCAUUUCUUGGAUAAUUGAAUGAAUGUUUAUCUUUAACUCCUUGUUAUUACUAUGUAUUUUUGCCAUGGAGGAAGAUUCUGUAACCAUUCCUGUUGCAUCUGAUUGACUUCAGUGUGAACUGUCAAACAACAUCAUGAGGGUUCUUAGCUGAAAUGAACACAUUAAAUCAUUUUCAGGCUAUGAAAGUAUAACUUUGUAUGAAAGUCUGUUUUCUCUGUGAAAAGCUUGGUAAAUAACACCGUAAGUCUGACAAUUUCAAUGAUCAUGUGGCCAUUGUAACCAGAAUUCAUUAAAAUCUUUUAAAUAAUA
This is a messenger RNA of Xenopus laevis (African clawed frog), 1674 nucleotides long. RefSeq names its product BLOC-1 related complex subunit 8 S homeolog (gene borcs8.S). The coding region runs from base 157 to 483 and encodes 108 amino acids. Gene Ontology annotation, cellular component: BORC complex; lysosomal membrane. The transcript is spliced from 4 exons. The record is from RefSeq and is a predicted model, not a curated record. Lineage: Eukaryota; Metazoa; Chordata; Amphibia; Anura; Pipidae.